AUGCGUGUCAUCGUCAUCGGAUGCUGCAGCGAGGAGCUAGACAAGUUGCUAGAUUUGCCCAGAUUGGCUAUUUCUGCUCAAACUGUUUCAGGGCGGUAUCGCGUCGGGCGGUGGGCUCUGNAGGAUAUCGAACAAACCGUGGUACAGCGAGCGUACAGCGCGUUCGCGGUACGGGUUCUCGACGAGAAGGGAAAGCGGCGGGUGGUGCCCGCGCUCGAGUCGAGCGAGGGCGUCCUGUGCGUGGAGAUGCGGAUCAGGCUUUAUCCAGACGGGUUGAUGAACGGCCUCCUGGCUCAGCUUAUCAGGGUACGUGGGAUCGGUCACCAGAACUUGGAUAACUCCGCGGUGCAGCUGCAGGGGGCCUUCCUGAGGCACUGGCUCACCCCUUCGCCUGCCCACCGGAACGCGGUGAUGAUCGCGGCUGGAACCGGUCCUAACCAAAGAGAGUGUGCUAAAGUGAACGGGCUGUUGGAGGUCACAGCUCUGAUAAGCGGUGACGUCACCCGUUGCAACAUCCCCGGGGACACCAAGCACGACUACACCGCAGAGCACGCCGCCUUCCCGGCCAACCUGCCCUACCUCCGGUCCGUCCGCGAGCUGUCGCGCGUUUCGGAGGAAGACCCAACCCACACCCGAUGGAGCAAGAGACCCCAUAGCCUUGGUUUGUUUACCAGCGGCGUCAGCAGGGACCUGGGGGCCGGCGCGGUGGCGAAGACCUUAGUCGCGAGAACAAUAUCGGUGACGAUGUUCCGCGGUCCGCGAGCGACGCCGCCGCCGACACGGGUAAAGCUGGGAGGAACCGUCAGCAUGGAGUCGGCGGCGGCGGCGGCGGCGGCUGGCACAGCGGAAGAAGAGCAGCAGCCACAACGACGGCAUACCCAGGGGCACCCUGAUCCUGGUCGCAGAGGGAGUGGGGGUGGGCAUUUGGUCGACACGGACUGGGGCAGCACCAGGCGCAAGAACCCCGCUCGAAAUUCCACCGGUGGCCCGAGCGGUGGCAGUGGCGACGGCCUAGGAGGAAACAGCGCGCGGAGCGACAUCCAUGUCGCCGAUAGCAUUCGGGCGGCGGGCCUGGACCGUGGACGCUGGUCUAAGAAGAAGUCUCGGGAAAGAAAGUUAAAGCUCUUCAGCUAUGCCGAGGAUGAAGGUGGAGGUGGUGGUGGCGGCGGUUGCGGUGGCGGUGACACAAGCAAGCCCACCGCCCUCCGGUUCCGCUCUUCUUUCCGGCCGAAGAUCGGUACGGAGUAUGAUGUCGCGGACGAUUUCUCGGGCACCGGGCAAGGGCGACAACCAAAGGCUUUUGGGGCACGGAGAAAGGGGAGGCGAUGGGCUUCGAGGGACACGUCAGCGAUGUGA
This is a messenger RNA of Ectocarpus sp. CCAP 1310/34, 1356 nucleotides long. Lineage: Eukaryota; Phaeophyceae; Ectocarpales; Ectocarpaceae. The record is from the annotation of a GenBank genome assembly.